UUAAAAAUGUUGCUUGUAGGCCUCUACAGUCUUUUAAGUUUAGGACUUGUUCAUGGAAUUAGGGAUAUUCAGAAGAACAAAGUCUGUGUAUUAGAUUCCGACUGCAGUGAGGGAAACAAAUGUUUCCAGUACAUGUGCUACCCUGGAAAAGGAGAAGGGAAGGGACCCUUCAGAAGAUGUAAACAGAAUAAUGAUUGUCAAGAUCUACAGCCCCAAGAAGGAGGGGACGGUUUAGAGGGAGAAUGCUUUCGGCAUCAUGAUAGACGUACAGUACAUGAAGGAAUAUGUCUUAGUUCAAGGUAUAUAUGAUGAUAGAUGUACUGU
Molecule: messenger RNA, 324 nt
Organism: Eurytemora carolleeae
Lineage: Eukaryota; Metazoa; Arthropoda; Copepoda; Calanoida; Temoridae
Exons: 4
Coding region: 7-309 (100 amino acids)
Source: RefSeq, a predicted model, not a curated record